Messenger RNA from Punctularia strigosozonata HHB-11173 SS5, 1557 nucleotides. RefSeq names its product cytochrome P450. The transcript has 12 exons. The coding region runs from base 1 to 1557 and encodes 518 amino acids. The record is from RefSeq and is a predicted model, not a curated record. Lineage: Eukaryota; Fungi; Basidiomycota; Agaricomycetes; Corticiales; Punctulariaceae. Gene Ontology annotation, molecular function: oxidoreductase activity, acting on paired donors, with incorporation or reduction of molecular oxygen; iron ion binding; monooxygenase activity.
AUGGACGUGAGCACCACCUCCAACGUUGUCGCCCUUGGUGUCGUGGCCCUGCUCGUCUGGGAUCGUCUUCGCAGGAAGAACCCCCUUCCUCUGCCUCCUGGCCCGAAACCGAAGCCUAUCAUAGGUAACUUGUUGGAUAUUCCCGCUCCUACAGACAAGGCCUGGUUGACGUAUCACGAGUGGGCUCAACAAUACGGCGAUGUCGUAUACGUGGAGGCCCUCGGCCAGAAGAUGCUUAUCCUCGACUCGUUGGAGGCCGUCAACGACUUGAUGGAGCGCCGUUCGGCGCAAUACUCGGACCGGCCUGACUCUCAAAUCAUUAAACUGAUGGAUUUUGGAUGGUUGCUCUCCAUGAUGCCUUACGGCGAGAAGUGGCGCAAGGCUCGCCGCAUGUUGCAUACACACGUGCACUCCGGUGUUGUCCCGAGAUACGAAGGCACCGUCGAGCGCCGUGUGCGCCAAUUCGUGCAAGGGCUGAUGAAGGAGCCUGAUCACGUCAGCGAACGUAUCCGGGAGUCCUUUGGCGGCACUAUCAUGAAACUCCUGUACGGUUACGAUAUCAAAGGGAAGGACGAUCCGUACGUCGGCACCGCCGAGGCCGUGUUGCAUUGGCUGAAUAUCUCUGCCAUCCCCGGCCGGUACUUGGUGGACCUCAUUUCGCCGUUGAAAUAUGUGCCGACGUGGUUCCCGGGAGCACGGUUCCAGAGGGAGGCUGCCAACUGCCGUACUCUUCACGUCAAGGCGAGGAACGAGCCGAUGGAAUUUGUAAAGAAGACCAUUGCUGACGGCACAGCUCCUCCGUCCAUCGCGCAGCAAAUGCUGGAUGAGAUGGAGCCUGGCGAUACGGAGACCGAACAAUUGAUCUACGACCUUACUGGUAUUGCUUAUCUCGCUGGCAUGGACACCACUGUCGCAGCAGCCGUGGCAUUCUUCCUGGCUCUCGUCGUUUACCCCGAGGUACAAACGAAGGCCCAGGCCGAAAUCGAUGCUGUCGUAGGACGUGACCGUCUCCCUACCUUCGAGGAUAUGGAGAACCUUCCUUACGUGCGCGGAGUGGUCAAUGAAGCGCUGCGGUGGCAACCUGUCGUGCCUCUCAGUGUACCUCACGCAGCGAACGCUGACAACGAAUACCGUGGAUACUUCAUUCCUAAGGGCACGAUCGUCAUGGGCAACGCUUGGGCAAUCUUGCACGACCCCGAAGCCUACCCUGAUCCGGAGAGGUUCAAUCCCGAGCGCUACCUCAAGACUACCUCCGAAGGCAAGGUCGUCUACGACGACUCUGUUCGAGACCCUCGGGUUGCUUGCUUCGGGUUCGGUCGUCGGAUUUGCCCAGGAAGGUGGCUUGCGGACCAGUCGUUGUUCAUGACCGUCGCGACGUGCUUGGCGACGUUGAACGUUACCCGUGCUGUCGACGAGAAUGGCAAGCCCAAGAUCCCCGUGGUCGAUGUUACCUCCGGUCUGCUCUCUCACCCCGGGCACUUCGACUACGUGAUCAAGCCGCGCUCUGCCAAGGCCGAGGAGCUUAUUGCUACCUCCGUUUCUCUUUCGGCGCCCUGA